Messenger RNA from Telopea speciosissima, 528 nucleotides. Its product is annotated as cytochrome B5-like protein. Gene Ontology annotation, molecular function: heme binding. Lineage: Eukaryota; Viridiplantae; Streptophyta; Magnoliopsida; Proteales; Proteaceae. The transcript has 6 exons. The record is from RefSeq and is a predicted model, not a curated record. Gene Ontology annotation, cellular component: membrane; intracellular membrane-bounded organelle. Bases 28 to 381 code for a protein of 117 amino acids.
GCAGCACAGGGAACCACAGCCCAAGAUAUGUUGAUUGCUAUAAUAACAUUGGUUUUGGGUGUCUUACUGGGUGCCUUUUUUCUCAUUCCACGAGCGCACAAGGCUGGUAAUACAGAAGUUGUUAAGCCGAAUCAGAACAAUAAGGCAUCUAAAGUCUACACAAGAAGCGAAGUCUCCUUGCAUAGUAAGAAGAAUGAUUGUUGGAUCAUCAUCAAAGAUAAGGUGUAUGAUGUCACUUCUUAUGUGGAAGAACAUCCAGGUGGAGAUGCAAUACUAGCACAUGCAGGGGAUGAUUCAACAGAAGGGUUUUAUGGGCCACAGCAUGCAACUCGUGUCUUUGACAUGAUUGAUGAUUUCUACAUUGGGGAUUUGGAGCAUUGAUUAAUACCAACCAUUCCUUUUAUUUCCUGCUUCCAGUGUAACAUUGGUUUUGGUUCUAGCAAUUAUUUUGGAAAACUCGAAACUCACACUAGGGUCUCUAGAUUUGGUCAAAUUUCAUAUGGAUAAUCAUUCAUGAAUUUAGAGCUA